Ricinus communis (castor bean) is the source of this 1148-nucleotide messenger RNA. RefSeq lists its product as uncharacterized. The transcript has a single exon. The record is from RefSeq and is a predicted model, not a curated record. Bases 212 to 844 code for a protein of 210 amino acids. Lineage: Eukaryota; Viridiplantae; Streptophyta; Magnoliopsida; Malpighiales; Euphorbiaceae.
UUUCACUUGUCAUUCUUAUGUUAGAAUAUAUAUUUAAUAGCCCUUGACAAACUCAUUUUCUUGUCUUGUUUAGCCUGUGAUCCUUUGAUCUCAGUAAUAUAUGUAUAUGUCUGUAUCAAUAGAACAAUUUGUUUCUGGAAACUACAAAGACAAUAAUCCAAUAUAAAACCACAUAGCCUUUACCUACCAUUGCACCAUAUCAAGAAAAAAUAUGGGAGUCUCUUCUCUGGUUCAAUAUCAAGUGAUCAACAAAGCAGAAACAUCAACAGGUGGCGUCCGAUUCGCAGGGGAAAUCGGAGUUGAACUCAGCAAUAAAACAUUAACAGAAGCCACAGGAUUCAUAUGGAAGCUGUUGGAUUUAAACAUCUUGAGAAAUAGAAAAUGUGCUGCAAGAAUCAGCUUGAUCAUUGAAGAUAUAGAUGGGGUUGCAUACACAGAAGAUAAUGAGAUGCAUAUUAGUACAAGAUAUAUAGAAAAUUGUUCAAGGGAAUGUUUGAGAAGUGAAGUUACUGGAAUCCUCUAUCAUGAAACGACACAUAUAUGGCAAUGGAACGGAAAUGGGCAAACUCCAGGAGGACUAAUUGAAGGAAUUGCUGAUUUUGUAAGGUUAAAGGCUAACUAUGCGCCUAGUCACUGGGUUCAGCCAGGACAAGGUGAUAGGUGGGAUCAAGGGUACGAUGUUACAGCAAGAUUUUUGGAUUACUGUAAUGAUCUUAGAAAUGGGUUUGUAGCUGAGCUGAACAAGAAGAUGAUAGAUGAUUAUAGUGAUGAGUUCUUCAUUGAAUUGCUAGGGAAGUCUGUUGAUCAGCUUUGGAGUGAUUACAAGGCCAAAUAUGCAAAAUAAAAUAGUGGGUCUGGACUUGAAAAAGAAUAUAUAGCUAAUUAAACAUUGUAUCUCUAUUAGCAUAAUUUUGAGUUAAUGUUAAUGUAUCAAUUGAAUACAAAUUGCAAUUAAGAAUUGUUGUCAUUCCUGAAUAAAUGCGAGUAAUUUUGAGAAUUAGUAUGAAUAAGGUAUUGGAGUAUUGAGAUGAUGAUCUAAGAAGGAAGUUGGUAGCUCAGGUUAAUAUGAAAAUGAUGAGUGGUUACGGUGAGAUAUACUUUUAUUAAUGUUGAUCAGCUUUGGAGCCAGUAGAAGGCCAGGCAUGCUU